This is a messenger RNA of Protopterus annectens (West African lungfish), 4163 nucleotides long. It is a transcript of the gene CACNG6, whose product is annotated as calcium voltage-gated channel auxiliary subunit gamma 6. Bases 539 to 1303 code for a protein of 254 amino acids. NCBI's taxonomy places the organism in Eukaryota, Metazoa, Chordata, Ceratodontiformes, Protopteridae. Gene Ontology annotation, biological process: calcium ion transport; regulation of calcium ion transmembrane transport via high voltage-gated calcium channel. Gene Ontology annotation, molecular function: calcium channel regulator activity. The record is from RefSeq and is a predicted model, not a curated record. Gene Ontology annotation, cellular component: L-type voltage-gated calcium channel complex; membrane. The transcript has 4 exons.
UGUCAUCCUGUUUACUGUGAAAAGGUUGCCGGUAGGUUAGCAAACUGCAAGGGGAAACAGAGACAAUGAACAAGGCAACAAAGCAGAUAAGACCUAUGGAAGCAACUUUUAACUCGUACUGUGGUGGCAGUGAGCUAUAAGAAUAACUAAAUUUCUCAGUACUUCUGUUUAAAGUUACAUAGAUUCAGGAAGACAAGAGCUACUGUCAAAUCUGUCCCUUACCAUACAACUGUUUUUAACUUUCCUUCUGCAGAAGGAACAGCUCCUUUAAGAGCACCCUAAAAUAGCCAUGCUCUGUUUUGAGAAACUGAUUGGAUUAACAGGUGCAAAGGUUAUUUGUGUGAUUGCAAGUGUGGAGGGUGACUGUAUGUGUUAGUGUGUGUGCGUGUAUGCAUAUGUGUGUGCCUCAAACUCCCCUACUGGAUCUCAAGCUUUCAAAGUAAGAAGAAGUGCCCUGAUCAACAAAGUUUGCAGAAAUAAAGUCAUCAGAAAAAGGAAAGUAUAAAGGACGACUAUUUCAGCGCUGGCUCAGCAGAGAAUGAUGUGGUCAAAUUUCUUUCUACAGGAUGAUGACCCUCGGACUUUGAACCGGGGUGUGAGAAAACUUCGCAGGCCAGGUCUGUCAGAUACCAAGGAGGGUAAAAUUAAACUGGCCUUCUUUAUAGCCAUUGUGGGGGUCACUCUGAUGGUUGUGGCAGUGGGGACAGAGUUUUGGGUAGAGGUAACAACAUACAAAGAUCAAUAUAAUUCCACAACAUGUGAAGCAGUACAUUUUGGACUAUGGAAAAUCUGCUUUAAGAAACUCUGGCUGGUGGAUGUGGAAGAGGAAAGAAAGACCUGCGGACCAGCAGAACUCCCUGGAGAAAGCAACUGCACAUUUUUCAAGUUCUUCACGACGGGAGAAAAUAUACACAUUUUUCAUCGAACAACUAAAAAAGAGUUGAACAUGGCAGCAGCAAUAAUUUCCCUUGUCAGCAUUGUUAUGAUGGGAAUGGGUUCUCUCUGUGUCACUAUGGCCCUCAGUAAAAAGGUCGAGUUCCUGCUCAAACCUGCUUCAGUCAGCUUUUUACUCUCAGGUACUCUCAUCUUGAUCACCAUGGAAGUCUUUCGCCAUUCUGUUCACUGGCUGAUGGACAGUGACAAAACUGUCCCCUUAGAGUAUGAAUAUUCCUGGUCAGUAGCUUGUGCCAUUGCAUCUGGUGUCAUUCUCAUCAUUGGAGCACUUUGUUUCUUACUGCUGUCUUUGCCUGGACUCAAAAAAAGGUUAAGGGAAUGCUGUAUGAAGAAGGGAACCAGUAGCUAAAUCUGUUGACAAUGACAUUAAAAAUCCAUGGCAGAAAAUUACAAGGACUUCCUAAUUAAGAAGAAAACAUUUGACAAAAAUGUUCAUAAUGUUGAUGAAAUACUGAGAAAUCUUUGGAGCACUCGUGCUGUUGUAAAAUUUUGGACAUGUAUUUCACUUAUGGUUUAUAGUGACAGGGAGCCCAGCAAAUGUUUUUUUUUUUCUUCAAAUGUCUGUUAUCAAGCUGGACUAUUUCACUUGUCUGCUUUUACAAAAAAAUCUGCCUUUUCUAUUUACGUUGCAGAACAAUAGUCAUACAUGAAAAUACACUUUGUAACAGUAAUGCAAAGUGUCCCUCGGCAGUAUAAUUAGUAAUCUAGAAGUAUAUGACUGAGGAGUUUGAAGUUACUUGUUUUUCACAAUCUACCCAUGAAACUAAAUUUGACAUCUCUAAAGUCAUUGCCUUGUGCUCUGUAUUGUAAUCCUACCCCUUUCUGCAAGAAAUUUUAAGUGUGAGAAAUAGCUACUAUUUAGUUACUUAUGUGACUAUUAACAAAUCAGAAAACAUUGAGUAUUUUAAUAGCAGCAGACACUGCUAAAACCAAAUACCUAGUACUCUGAGAAAUAGGCAUGCAUUAGUCACAAAGACUGAUAAUAACGCAAAAAAAAUAAUGGGAAUGCAUUACAGGAAAAUAUAGACCAGCUGUGAAAAAAAACAAUAUUUUGAACAUGUUUUAAGCUGAAAAGGAUUUAAAUGAUCAUUUAGAGUAGUUAUAUACAAAAGUAGGGUGUAUGGGGUACAAAUCCCCAAAAAUGAUUAAUUGUUUGAUAUGAAAUGACAAUAUAGUCAAUGCAGUGAUGAACAGAUAUUUCUGGAAUGACUCCAUUUAUUUUUGUACUAUAUCUCUUGCAAGAGAACAGAUACUCUUCUGUCUUAUUUGUAUUAUCAAGUCUGUGAUGGUUAAAGGGUUCUGAUAUGGCUGUAGCUUACAAAAAGCUGAAAGUCAUGGAUAAUUUAUGGAAUAUGCAAGACAUUAGACAAAUGUAAGUUUAACCUAAAAGAGCAUAUUAUGUGACUGUAUUUUAUUACUUCACAUAAUUAAUAUAAACAAUAGCAAUACGCUGAACAGUUAUUUGUACAAAAAUACUUUAAAUUUAAACAAGCUCUAGGAAAAUGAGCUACCAUAAGAUGCUUGUGAUGUUAAGUUGUUUUACUUUUUUUAUUACUAAAUGCAUUCUGAUGCUGACCUCAUGUUUUGUCUUCUGGAACAGACACAUAUGAUUUUGAUACAUUGCAGGCCUCCAGUUGUCAUGGCUAGAGUACACUUUCACCGUUUCAUGUGUAGAAAUUGCAGUUCUAGUUCUGCAAACUAUAUAUUGAGUGACUGACAUUUCCAAAAUCAGUGAUGCUUAGCUAUUUAAUAAACGUAUCUCCCAAUUCAUAAAGGAAUGGCAUGGUUUUUCAUUUUAGACUUGCACAGGCUUUAAACAUUAUCAACGUUACUGAAAGUUUAUAUACAUCAGUCAACAGUUGUGUGUACUGCUUUUGUCUGGUAUCUUAGCUAACUUAUAAGGAUGAAACAGUAAUGAAGAAACAUGAUGCUUUUUUAUGUUAUGUUGAGUGCAUACAAUGGUGGGAUACUACAGGUUUACUUUAUCCCAUUCAUAGACAACAACUCUGGAUUAUUUGCAACUACCAUACUAAAGUACAAUUCAGAUGAGUAACUGAAAAAUUGAGUAAAAAUCAAUAAAUGUUAUGUCUGGCUAUAUUACAAUCACUUUUGUACUUAAUGCCUGGGUCAUGACUAAAAAGGGUCAGAAAGCCAGCUAACUCAAUGUGCUAUCAAAUUGUAAAUGAAUAAAUUGAAAAUCAUUUCUUCAAAAUUUAGUCAAAAAAAAAGUUCAAUUGAUUUUUUUUUCAUGAAGAGCAAGCCUGCUGUCAUGACCUCUAAACAAUUAUAAAUUACUCCAAGAUCACUGCACCUUGGCACUUUUUUUAAAAAGACAAAUACGCUUUCAUUUGUCCUCUGCAUGACCGAAUAUUUAAUUAUGGUGUCAGUCGACUUGAUUUGAUCAAUCUAAAGGCCUUUUACGGACUCACACUAGUAAUCUCUUAAAUUACAAACACACUGUAUAUAUGCAGACCCAUUACAAACAAACUGCUAUAGAAUGUGAAACCAGUUUUAUGAAAUCAUGCAACUCAUUUCCCCACAAUCCUUUGCAUAUACAUUUGUUUAUGAGUAAAAUUGAAUUGCUGCAGGGUGAGAUGGCAGGAACAUAAGAAACGUAUCCUGGAUAAGAUAUGCUGAUGUAGGCUACCAUUCCUUCUCAGGAACUGGAGAGUGUAUUGUACAUACAAUAAUGUGUUGUGCUAUAAAAUAUUUUAAUGUAUGGAGUGCCAUAUUUUUAGAGUUAUGUACCAUAAUUUCUUUAAUGGUUUGAACUCAUUUAAAAUAAUGUAUUAAAAUGUGAAAGCAAAGUCAGUCAUAAAGGUAAAUGAGAUUUUGAAAUCUGUUUGAUUUAAGUGUUCUAUACCUUGUGAGUAUCACUAAUAGAAUUUGAAAAUUGUGGAAAAUGUUAUGCAUGUUUAGACUAAAACCAGGAUUUAAGACAAGUGACCUUAGGACCACACUAAUAACAGAUUAAACAUAAAAUUUCUUAAAGAGGCAUGGUGGUCUAUAUUUUGGCUAAUUUUACAUUGUCAAAGGAAUGGCAGAUAUCCUGUAUAGCUUGUGUCAUUGCAAAGUUUGCAAGUCUUGUCAUUUAAGCCAACAAUGUAAACCACUGAUGAAUAUUACAGCUUAACAUACAUUUCCUCUUUGGGUUAGUCCACUAACCUUUCUUACAAUAUCUAUAAUAAACUGUGACUCUUUGUAAGUUG